Messenger RNA from Pseudonaja textilis, 1719 nucleotides. RefSeq names its product purinergic receptor P2Y13 (gene P2RY13). The record is from RefSeq and is a predicted model, not a curated record. Gene Ontology annotation, cellular component: membrane. Lineage: Eukaryota; Metazoa; Chordata; Lepidosauria; Squamata; Elapidae. Gene Ontology annotation, molecular function: G protein-coupled purinergic nucleotide receptor activity. Gene Ontology annotation, biological process: negative regulation of adenylate cyclase activity; G protein-coupled receptor signaling pathway.
UCUAAUGCCAGUCCAGUACUUCUUCACAAAGAGGAAACAAAAACAGCCAAACAAAAUGUGCAGCCAGUUCAUUUCUUCAGCCAAACUGCUGGCUCUGAGCUUUAAGCAGUUUUCCAGCUCAGAGAACUACCUAACUGGAAGAAUGUCUCUUUCCACAAGAACUUAACCUAAACUCCGGGAUUUUCUUGUGCACCUUUUUUUUCAAGGUCUCUGCCAAAUGAAACCCAGCAUAUAAUCAUAAGUGAAAAGGCCUUUCCAGCAUUACUUUUAUGCUUUUUUAAACUGAUUCCUGCUUAAACCAUGAAUAGAAGUAUCAAUACUUCCAACUGGACACCCCUCUCUGGGCAAUGCCCCCGAGAUACCAGGACAUCUCAUGUUGUAUUUCCAAUUUUGUACAGCAUUCUUUUCCUUGUGGGAUUUCUACUGAAUAGCGUGGCUGUAGUUGCUUUUUUCCAGAUUCCAACCACUUCAAGUUUCAUUGUGUAUCUUAAGAACACCGUGGUCUCCGAUUCCAUCAUGACUCUCAUGCUACCUUUCAAGAUUCUAACGGACUCAGAACUAGGAUUCUGGCAGCUUAAAGCAUUUGUUUGUCGUUUUUCAGCUGUAAUAUUUUACCAGACCAUGUACAUAAGUAUUGUGCUGCUUGGGCUUAUUUCCUUAGAUAGGUUUCUCAAGAUCAUUCAGCCCUUUGGGAAGUUCUGGUUGCAUAAGAUCACUUCAGCUAAAGUGGUUUCAUGGUCUGUCUGGUUCUUCUUCAUCAUCCUCUCCCUGCCCAAUGUGAUUUUGACAGACCGCGAGACAACAUCUCUCUCAGUGAGGAAGUGUGCUUCAUUGAAAAGUGACUUGGGAAAGAAAUGGCAUGCAGCUGUCAAUUACAUCUGUCAAAUUGUCUUCUAUACUGUGCUGAUUUUGAUGCUCCUAUUUUAUGUAAUUAUUGCUAAAAAGAUUUAUAGCUCUUAUAAAAGAACCAAGAUAGCAGACUGUAAAAUUAAACAAAGAGCCAAAAGUAAGGUGUUUAUAAUUGUAACGGUUUUUUUCAUCUGUUUUGCCCCUUUUCAUUUUGUUCGGGUACCUUAUACUCUUAGCCAAAGUGGGCAGAAUAUGAGUUGUGCUAAACAGAAUCAAUUAUUCAUAGCCAAAGAAAGCACUCUCUGGUUAGCUACUGCAAAUAUAUGUAUGGAUCCAUUAAUAUAUGUGUUCUUAUGCCGUAAAUUUAUAGAAAAAGCAUUUUGUUUUAAAUUUAAAAAUUCCAGGUAUAUAAUUCAAGAAAGUGCAACCCUGGCAUUGGAUACUGGAAUAUCUACAUAGAUGUUCUCUGUAGAUGCAAGUUAUUAAUAGAAAAAGAUUAAAUAAUGUUCCUCUAUGCUUGGCUAAUAUGUCAUUGUAUCUUAAUUACUUGAGUUAUGUAUUUUCUUAUGUGGGAAAAUAGAACUAUGCUUGUUAUCUGCAGUAUUUCAGAAGGAAGAUCACAGUACAUUUCUUUGAGGAACAUUUUUUUCUUAAAUUGAAAAAUAGAGACUAGCUUUGUUUAGUGCCAUACUUUGCUCCACAACAGAAUACAGAUCUCUACUCCAAAGCUUUGGCUUUAGACUGUGUACUUUCUUUGGCCAUUUUGGUUACUAUCAAUUCAUUCAUAUUAAAUGGUAUUUUGACUGGGAUUUUUUUUGAUGUAAUCAUUUUGGUAGCAGAUAAAUAUUUCAGUAUUCUCUCAAGCUUUAA